GUCAUAAUUAUCUAUAACCGGGGAUUAAGGGUAUGCGAAUCGCAUCGAUACAUUACGCAUACGCCAUUACGAAUACAAAGAAAGACACGGACCUCUCUAUACCUACCUGGCAUAUAUCGACGGAGAGAGGUCAAGAGCUAUAAGCUAUGACGACAAGAUCGCAAGGAAAUAGGUGGUAAAAGUCAAGCUACUCACAUUGGCGCAUACUAAACUACCUACUAAAUUGCAACGCGACACAUUGGUCUCAUCGCCACGGCCUUUGUCUGCUUACUUAGUACCUAGUUAUCGACAUUGUCAACAUAUGCGCUUGCUAAUGCAGACGUUGUUGGUGUUAUGAUAACGAUUAGAUUGAUCUGAGAGUCGACAUUGGAAGACGGGAAUAGCUUUCACUUUCAGCUGACACCUCUAAGGAUUCGGAUGCGUGCUGUUGUGUUACCAUUCGUCACAAUCGGCCAUUAACUUACUUAUCUUUCUCUGGGGAAUCAUCGUCAUCACCGUCAUCAUUAUGGAUGUCGCAAACUCAAAUAGCUCAAAUAAUCCAAGUAAGGUUGGAAAGUUCAAGUUCGCUGCAAAACGAUGGAAGAAACAACCUUCGAGGGAAAGUUUUGGAUCUGCUGCUAGUAGCGAAGACAUGCCUCGUGGUAGAAGUCCAGAUAGUCGUGGCCGAGACCAUGAUCGUGUACACGGCGGGUCAUUUUCUACCACGCAAUCCAACGAGAUGGCCGCAGAAGACCACGAUGGAAAGGGGGGACCUGACCCUGAGGAGAGUCCUGAAGUCUAUUAUUCGGAAAAAGAAUUGUCCUCCGUUCGACCCACCGUACCCUCAACUCAUCCUUCUCAGAUUGGCCAGUUGACGACGUCGUCGCCAAUAAUCCAAGCAGACCACCUACCAGAGACCCAGGCCCAGACUCUGGACAAUUUAGAUCCAAACGGUCGAAACGGUCUAUCACGAUCAGCGACCCACGCCCCUUUUAGUGUCCCCUCUAACGAGCCGGCUCGUCAAUCAUCACCUACGAAGAUCGGUUUACAUCCACCUCAAAACUCCUCUUCGAAUCGGUCGAAAUCGCCUUCUAGUAGGAUUAGGGACGCUUUCAGAAGCAAGAGGAGCGCAAGUAACCUUCAGGGUUUGAGUAAUAACGGUAGCCAGACCGAUAUUGUCAUUUCCGAACCUGAAUUGGUGAACGCGUCAUCCCAAAGGUCGACCGCCGCCGGUACGGCUUCUCGUCCGAGCACAGCUUCCCAACCUGAUACAAAUGCUAUUAAAAUAACAUCUUCCGAACGCCCGCGUCGUCAUAAGAGCCCGGCGCCUAUCGACACCUCCGCUCGUCCUCGUACGCCGCCACCGUCCGAACCCGCCGCCCCCGUCAUCGUUAAUACCCCGCCGACACCAACCGAGUCUCAUUAUUCGCACCGUUCCCGGGGAAGCUCGUCAGCAAGCACGGGCCCUAACCCAAAUGUGGUUGUGUCGCCUUCGGGUAAUAUGAUAUCACACCGACGAGCUAGAUCAGGAUCUGGAACGAGUAUUGGCCCAAGCAAGUUAUCCAAUAUAACCUUGGCUCCGCUCACACCAACCCCCGAGGACGCUGUCCCACAAACCCCCGGAGGCAGCUUUUUCUCUUCUAUGCUCUCUGCUGCACAAACCGCCGCCACCAGUCUCAGUACCGCCGUCACCAACACUAAUAUCCCAGGUGGAAACAAACCUAAACCGAACAUUCCUAGAGAGACGCAACCGGGCGACGACGACGAUAAGGUAGAGGUCGAACCGUCUGUCGAGCAGUCGGAGGAUACUAUGGGGGACAAGGAACCGGCCGUCAAAACCCUUGGUAAGGGUGAUCUCAGCUUAAGCCAGUUGGGCAUAUCCGAUCCUGGAAGUACUGCACCUACGCCGACCGCUUCGAAGUUCUCCGAUUCCACGGCCGACCACCGAGCACGUUCUGAAUCGGCGCCCGUGGAUAGCACAAAUGCAUCCGCCGACGAUGGCCGUUUUGAUGACCUAGCAGUCAGGCCGCCACAGUCCAAUUGGGAGACAGGUACGACACCACCUACUAGUUUAUACGAAGGAAAGACAGGGGGAUUGCAGCGUACCGGGAGCAUUAGGAGUGCUCUCGGUAAGAGGCGGAAACGCGGUAGUACCGGCGGUACUGCUGGUACUGGCACUACGAUCGGUGCGGCUAUUGCGGCAGCUAAUGCCUCUGUAGCUCACCCUUCUGCCACCGGCAGCGUUCCGAAACUUACCGGGUUUGCCGUAGCGAGUAAGAAACGCAAUCGAGAUUUCCAUGCCUUGUUCAAGAGUGUCCCCGACGACGACUACCUCAUCGAAGACUAUAGUUGCGCGUUGCAACGCGAGAUCCUCGCCCACGGCCGACUCUACGUUUCCGAAGGUCAUUUAUGUUUCAGCAGCAACAUUUUCGGAUGGGUGACGACCCUGGUUAUGAGCUUUGACGAGAUAGUGUCUGUUGAAAAGAGAAGCACGGCUCUAGUCUUCAAGAACGGUCUUAUGAUCACGACACUCCACGCGAAGCACGUGUUCGCUAGCUUUGCUAGUCGAGACUCGACUUACGACUUAAUCGUUAAUAUAUGGAAAUUAGGACAUCCUUCCCUGCAAAGUUCGCUGAAUGGCGUUUCGUUGGAGGGUACAGGCGGCGACAAAACCGAGAAGCUCGAGGAUGCCGAUGCCGUGACAGGAAGUCGGAGUGCCACAGCAUCCGAAGACGAGGAAAGCGAAGACGGAGACGACGUCUAUGACGAGGACCAGGAAGACGACGAUGCACCCGAAGUAGCACAGCCGACCGAAUCAAGCCCGGCCGAUACGGAUGGCGAGAAGACUGGUACGAGGAAGGUAUCUGGUGCGCUCGCUACGAACGGCGCCGUCGAGAAGACCGACUUCGCUCCCGCACCCGCCGGCGCAGCUGACUUCCCUGGACCUGCUACUCACGCGCCAACGGACUGUGGCGAUGCGGAGACUCAUUAUGAUAUCGUAGUUGGCGACGAUGUUAUCGCCGCUCCGCUUGGAAAGGUAUACAAUCUCCUGUUUGGGCCGGCAUCCGCCGCGUGGAUGGGGAAGUGGUUAACCAACGAACAAAAAUGCACCGAUCUACAAAUGGAAGACAAGAAGGGUUUGACCCAAGAUAACAAGAGCCGAAACUAUACCUAUAUCAAGCCCCUUUACGCUUCAAUAGGACCUAGACAGACAAAAUGUGUAGUGACCGAGACACUAGAGAACCUAGAUCUAGAGAAGAGCGUCAACGUGGUAGUUGUUACGCAGAAUCCGGACGUACCUAGUGGUAACGUAUUCUGCGUUAAGACCAAGUACUGUUUGUCCUGGACCGAAAAUAACGGGACUCACGUUCAUAUCAACGCUACAAUAGAAUGGUCUGGCAAGAGUUGGCUAAAAGGACCUAUCGAGAAGGGCGCCAGGGAAGGCCAGACACAAUACUGCAAAGAUGUCUUCGCUAGCUUAAAAGCAGCAGUUUCUUCUGGACCCCGAUCUGCCGGACUUAAUGGGGGACCGGCAAAGGGGAAGAAGAAGCGAAUCAAGGGCAAGCUACACCAAGCUUCUAAGGAAAGCUUGGGCGGCCCCUCUGAUUCGGUGACAUCGAAAUCGGAAGACUGGGGUCUGCUUGAACCACUUCACGGUAUCCUGGGUCCGGUAGUGGAUAUUAUCAAACCUGUCCUCACCGGCAAUGUGGUGUACGGACUCCUCGUCGGCCUAUUAGUAGCGACAUGGUUUGGUUUCGGGUUUAAUGGUCAACCGAGAGUCACACCGUACGGACGUGAGCUAGGCUUCAUAGGAUAUCCAGAACGGGCUGUCGCCUACGAAGAAAUAUGGAGACGCGAAGAAAGCGAUCUUUGGGACUGGCUAGAAGAGAGGGUCGGCCUACAUCGCAUGAACGAAGGAGCGAUACCAAUACGUAAAAGGGUAAUGGAGCCAAGAUCGGUCGAAGAAAAGUUGCGCGAGGAGCGGAUGAAUGAUCGAGAAGUCGAAGAGGCUAUAAGGGUAACAGAAGAGAAGUUGCAAGUUUUAAAAUCCGUUAUGGACCGGAAGAAGGCACCUUUAAAAUCUAGCGGGCAAGGUAGACCGACCUCUAAAGUACCAGCGACGGAGAGGUAACGAUGAAGGGAAUUAAAGGGAAAGAAGGAAUGGAACGGAAUUGAAAGAGAAUAGGGAGAAGAGUUUACAUCACACCACACAUCACAACGCACGACGCACAACACACAUACAUACACAACAUGCCAAAGCUGCGGCAGCUUAUCCUAUAUCCCAUUUGUCAGCAACCUUGGAAUCGACGACGCCACGACAGAGAACACUGGAGGUCUGUUUUUUUAUCGUUGUAAAACUUAUAGCCUGUACUGCAUAUCGAAAAGUAUGUUCUAUAUAUAUCUUUUCUUUCGGUUUCGUCUCAGUGCCCCCGGGGAUACCGGGACUUGGCCGAGUUAGUUACUAGGUAGCUACCUUUCUAGAAUCUAGGUAUCUUGUAAUAUAGGGACAGAACAGAAUUGCAAC
Messenger RNA from Annulohypoxylon maeteangense, 4504 nucleotides. RefSeq lists its product as uncharacterized. The coding region runs from base 506 to 4111 and encodes 1201 amino acids. Gene Ontology annotation, cellular component: cortical endoplasmic reticulum; plasma membrane; mitochondrion. Gene Ontology annotation, molecular function: sterol transfer activity; sterol binding. The transcript is spliced from 3 exons. The record is from RefSeq and is a predicted model, not a curated record. Gene Ontology annotation, biological process: intracellular sterol transport. Lineage: Eukaryota; Fungi; Ascomycota; Sordariomycetes; Xylariales; Hypoxylaceae.